Messenger RNA from Paramacrobiotus metropolitanus, 365 nucleotides. RefSeq lists its product as uncharacterized. The coding region runs from base 20 to 355 and encodes 111 amino acids. The transcript is spliced from 3 exons. The record is from RefSeq and is a predicted model, not a curated record. NCBI's taxonomy places the organism in Eukaryota, Metazoa, Tardigrada, Eutardigrada, Parachela, Macrobiotidae.
GUUGGAUUCAACUCAGAAAAUGGAUGAUGCUAACAUUCUGUAUGCUUGGGAUCGUCUGAAGACCGUUUUGCGCAAACUCUGCUUUGAAGUUAUUUGCGAACGGGAGGAGUAUCGUAGCAAAUGGAUACAGCAAAUGUGUAUACGCAUAACCGGAUGGAAAGAGUCGUCGCGACUGUGGGCAUGUUCGAUCGCCUUAAUAGCCUGCGGCGCAUCCCAAAUCCUGGGUACGUCGAAUGCGGCCGGCCGGAUUACUGUUGGAAAUGUCAGCAUGCAAGCCCCUACCAGACAGAACGAUGUAUUUAAAUGGCUUGAUCCAACAAAUGGACUGGAUGACGCUGACACUCUGCAUGCUUGAGAUCGUCCGG